AUGCCUUACAUUGGUAAACAAUCUUAUGAUAGCCUUGCCGUGUGCGGAAACAAUUUCGUUCCGGUUGGAUACGAGUACGCGGACCAAUUCAUAAAAACCGAGUUUUAUCCAAAGCAACAAAUACCACCCCAACCACCGCAGCAAUCUCAAGAUCAAUUUGCGAUGUUCCCAAUGUCCGGUUCAACCUCACCUCAACAACCCGUUCCAACUUUGUUGUACUCGCAAAAUCCCCAACUCUCGCAGUAUGGUAAUAACGACGACUCGGCCAAUCUGAACGAAAACGACAACGUGCAGAUCAAAACUGAAUUUGACUCAUCUGAAUUCUCAUUUAUUAACGAGAUGGAUUCUGGUUCAAGCGCUGGGUCUUCUCCUCACCUGAUGGCGUCAAAUGAAUUCGAGGGAUCACAGUUUAACUAUGGUUUUUCUUCAACCCUUUGCGACGAUUCCUCGAGCGAAACUCUAUCAUCAGCGACCUCCCCGACGGUGCCCACGGGUCAAGAGUUUGCCUUCUCACUAUCACCAGAGAGCAUCUCGAGAUAUUAUGAUGUGUUCGCUGGGACCUCACCAGUGGAACAAAAUCAAGGUAACGGCGGAGUUCCGACGUCCUUCCCGGAACCUACGCGAUUUAUCAUCUAUGAACCACAACAUCCCAUGAACGGUAACGCACCUUCGCUCGUUCCAAAUCUUAACUCGCAUCCCACUUAUGGAAUGCAGAUGUGGUCGCUACCAGUGCCGAAUAACAGUGUCGACAAUCGAACAAUUGCAUCGACACAGGGACCCAUGAAUCCGCUUCCUUAUGAAUACACACAGAAUCAGGUUUUAGUGAAUCCGGCGCAGAUAAAUCCUCUCCCGUCGGCGACAUCCCCUCCACAACAGCCGCAAUCUCAAUCGAGUCAGCCACAGCAAAUUCAACAGCAGUUGAUCAAAUGUCCACAGGAAGAUUGCCCUAAAACCUUCAGCAGGUUGUAUAACCUCAAGGCGCAUCUUCGUUCACACUCACCCGCGCGUCCAUAUCAGUGUCCAAU
Molecule: messenger RNA, 1025 nt
Organism: Acaulospora colombiana
Lineage: Eukaryota; Fungi; Glomeromycota; Glomeromycetes; Diversisporales; Acaulosporaceae
Source: the annotation of a GenBank genome assembly